AUGUCCUCCAUAAUAUGCAACUGGAAGAAACCACUCCGUGAUCAACGGGGCGAUAUUCGGGACCGCUAUGCCAUCACUGGCAGUGCAGAUGAUGACGACGUAAACGCUUGCGCGCACCCGUUCUGGACGUUGAUGCUCAACCACAACGAGGUCUUGAUACGCGAGAAGAUCUGUCGGGAUCUCAAAACCUAUCCCUUCUCUCCAGGUCCUCCGCCAAAGGAGAUCCGCCGCUUCAAGCCCCAGCCGGACCGCCCGUACAAGUCCCCGUCGCCAAUGCAGAUGAAGAGCAAAAGCCUGCCGAGGAUCGUCGAGCUGCCAGAGUCCGGCAACUCAACGGGGAGAUACGAACCGCCCAGCAUGAUGACAAGCCCCGAGUUGGACAAGGUCGAGCCAGAAACCAGAGACCAGUCGCCCCCUUUGCCGAACCACAAACGCAAAGAUACUCCUGCGAGAUCUCCAGACGUCCUGGGAAGUCCCAACCUGGACCCGCAAGAUGCUCAAGUGACGGUGGCCGAUUUUGCGGAGCCUCACCGCCUCAGCCAGGACCCCAGGAAGCCGGUCGGAUUGAAGCAGUAUCCUCAUACCCUCCACGACGAUCCUCUAUUUGGAAUUGCCGAGGAAGUUCAUCCGCACACAGUCCAUAACGACCCCUCGACUCAAGUGGCUCGCCGCCUGGCCCCUCAUCAAAUCACUAUAGACGCAAGGACUCCGGUGGGCAAGACGACGGCACCUCACGGCGUACAUCAAGACGGCACUACCAAGGUGGCCGAAGAGCCAGCGCAACACUCCGUCCACAGUGACCAGACCACCAUUGUCGUCAAUCCCGUCCACGAUCACAGGCUCAGCCAAGACCCCACGGCCCCUGUGGGCAUGCCAACAAACCCUCAUAGUGUUCACGAAGACGGGAGAGUGGGCAUCCCCGGCCGGCCAGCUUCGCAUCCUCUCAAAGAAGAUGCAACCGUGGCCCAGCCAGGGCAUGUUGUUCCCCAUAGCUUUAACGAUGAUGGUGCGACCAGGGUUGCUGCCGGUGGCGAAGCAAGCAAGGUCGCGGUCAAGGCGCCUGAGAAGAAGGCGAGUCCGCAUCAGCUAGGGGCCAUCGGCCGUUCGGCAACAGCCCCGGCAGAAGUCGACAAGAAGUCUGCGACGGGCAGUGUCGAUGCUUCCGCACAGGUGGCAGGAGGGGGCAAUUAA
Colletotrichum higginsianum IMI 349063 is the source of this 1191-nucleotide messenger RNA. Its product is annotated as WD domain-containing protein. The transcript has 2 exons. NCBI's taxonomy places the organism in Eukaryota, Fungi, Ascomycota, Sordariomycetes, Glomerellales, Glomerellaceae. The coding region runs from base 1 to 1191 and encodes 396 amino acids. The record is from RefSeq and is a predicted model, not a curated record.